GAACCCAACACAGCACUCAUACAUAUUCAAACCACACAGCUAUGCUCAUGCUCACCAGCACUACCUCAACCUGACACCACGCGCACACCCACAGACACACAGACACACAGACACACGGACACACGCACCAUGUCGGACGCGUCAAAUUCCAAGUCCAAGUCCAAGCAACCGCAACCACAGCUCGACGACGAAGAAAAGAGCAUACUCUCCGCCGUCACAAGCUCAGCCGCCGGGCUACUGAGCUCCAUAACGCGGGCACCACCAUCAUCCGUCGCCUCCGCACUCGACUCGGCAUCGUCGUCGAAAUCGCACGGUGGCUCGUCGUCCCGCGCAGUCGCGGGUUCAAGUUCGUCGUGGUCCGAGACAGUUGCCGGUCCCGGUCCUGGGCGGAUCGACGACCGGAGCUAUAACGGACAGGGCUACGGCGAUCUCCGCGGCUCGGGAUCGGAUGCGCACAUGGCGUUUGCGGCAGCGGAGGAGGACUAUAGGUAUUUCGCCGCGGGCGGCGGCGGCAGCGAGGGUGGUGGUGCGUUCCACACUUCGGGGUCGAGGUCGGCGGCACAUCCGCAACCACAAUACCAUCCCCAACCGGACGACGGAGCGGAUGUGGUGGCGCUCCUCUCCUUCCCGUUGUCCACCUCCGAGAUCUACACCGACGACCUCCUCGAGACAGUGGACAUCAGACACCCAGUCGUGGCGGCAUUCGUGGAGUGUCAAGAUCCUGUCGAAUUCCUUGUUACGCGGCCGGAGUGGAGUAAUUAUACCGACAGUGUGUGGGGCGAUCUACUUGACGUGUUGAGAGAUGCAAAGAAAGAAAUAGAGGUUGAUGAGGGGAAGGGGAAGGAGGAAGAGGAUGGGAGGGCGGUUGAGAGGUUGAAGCAGAUCUGGGGGCAGUUGAGGGCAAAGCUGUAGGGAAUGUGCGGGUGCGAUUUCGGCGUUCAAGAGAAUUUUUCUCGGCGAGUACAUCCUACAUACCGUAGCUCCCCGAAAUACGGUGGAGCGACGGGACUGGGUUGGCGGAGGUUGA
Tricharina praecox is the source of this 1027-nucleotide messenger RNA. RefSeq lists its product as uncharacterized. The coding region runs from base 130 to 912 and encodes 260 amino acids. NCBI's taxonomy places the organism in Eukaryota, Fungi, Ascomycota, Pezizomycetes, Pezizales, Pyronemataceae. The transcript has a single exon. The record is from RefSeq and is a predicted model, not a curated record.